AUGGCACCCGGCGCAGAUCACGAAGGAUACGGUUUCGAUGGCCCUAUAGAUGCCUCCACCACUGUUGUGGUGGUUGGCGCGGGGCCGUCCGGCUUGAUGCUCGCAUGUAAUCUGGCCCGCUUUGGAAUUGAGGUUAUUCUUCUCGAUGACCGACCGGACAAGACCUCCACCGGAAAGGCAGAUGGCAUGCAGCCUAAGACCAUUGAGACGUUCAAGCAAAUGCGUCUGGCAGACCCAUUGCUGAGGAAUGCAGCGCGUGUCUAUGACAUUUCCUUCUGGCAAUCCACGGCAGACAAGCCUCUCCAGCGAACUGGUCGGCAAACGCAUUACCCGCAGCACCUUGUCGGCGCAUCCGAUCCCUAUAUACUGCUAGCUCACCAGGGCAUGCUUGAAGAAGUGCUGAUUGAUGAUAUGGAGUCGCGGGGCGUGUUCGUGACCAGAAACCACAAAUUCGUGUCUUGUUCGCGGGUAGAAGGAUCAGGCCAGCUGCAUGUCACCGUUGAAGACCUGUCGACUAAUAAGAUUAAGACAAUUCGGACUGAUUAUCUUGUUGGAUGUGAUGGCGCCAGAUCGAAAGUCAGAACUUUCAUCCCUAAUGGUGAAUUGGAGGGGGAAAUCACCAAUGCGUCCUGGGGAGUGCUCGAUGGUGUCAUUGAAACCAAUUUCCCUGAUCUGUGGAGCAAGGUAGCUGUGCGCAGUUACACAGCUGGCUCGAUUCUUUGGAUUCCUCGAGAACGUGGCAUGACCCGGUUGUACGUUGAGCUCAGCUCAGCUGAUGGCGAGAGAGUCGAUAGGGCUAAAGCUACCCAAGAAUAUGUUAUAGCGAGAGCCAGAGAGGCAAUGGCGCCGUAUACUCUUGAGUGGAAGACAGUGGAGUGGUUCGGCAACUAUGUUGUUGGUCAACGUGUGGCGAAGCACUUCAUGGAUCCGGACGCGAGGAUCUUCAUUGCUGGUGAUGCUGGGCACUGUCACUCCGCUCUCGCAGCACAAGGUGCCAAUACAAGUAUGCACGACAGCUUCAACCUUGCUUGGAAGCUGAACCUUGUGCAUCGUGGACUUGCUAGCCCAUCUUUGCUGUCAACUUACGAAGAGGAGCGCCGUAAGAUUGCAACCGAUCUGAUUAGCUUCGAUGUAGAGCACUGUGCAGCCUUUGAAAAGGGCGAAGAUGCGUUGACAAAGAAUUUUGAUGAUAACAUUCGGUUCAUCGCCGGUAUUGGUGCUGAAUACACCAGUGGUUUGUUAAGCGCUCGCCAAACUACGUCGACUCCACUCCAGCCUGGCGCUUUACAGCUUCCAGCCAAGGUCACUCGAUACUAUGAUGCCAAUCCAGUGGACAUUCAACUCGACAUCCCACUUCUAGGCCAAUUCAAACUCUAUCUCUUCGUUCCCGAUAUCAAAGCCUCACUAAAAUUCCUGAGCACCCUCUGCACAGGCUUUUCUGGUAGCUCACCUCUUGGAAAACUCUCAUAUAAGGCGAAUCAGUCAUAUGUGAAGCAGUCCCGUGGCACUACUCCCGGGGACGAUUUCUUCCAAUUCCAAAGAUACACAGCCGUGUCCAACGCAUUAACAUUCUCGAUGGUGACCCUUUCCACAAGAUCCGAGUUUGAACUAGCAGACUUGCCACCUGCUCUUCAAGCAAGCCGCUGGACCUUGUAUCUUGAUGACGUUGAGACUCCUGGAUGUACUGAGAAGUGGGUUGGAGGCCUUGGAAAGGAGGAAGUGGGAAUUGCGAUUGUGCGUCCUGAUGGAUAUAUUGGAAGCAUUGACAAGUGGGACUUGACUGCUGUGGAGCAGGCUGGGAAGAGUAUAGAGGAAUAUUUCUUGUUUAUGCUACAGUAA
Messenger RNA from Penicillium atrosanguineum, 1839 nucleotides. RefSeq lists its product as uncharacterized. The transcript has 5 exons. The coding region runs from base 1 to 1839 and encodes 612 amino acids. Gene Ontology annotation, molecular function: FAD binding. NCBI's taxonomy places the organism in Eukaryota, Fungi, Ascomycota, Eurotiomycetes, Eurotiales, Aspergillaceae. The record is from RefSeq and is a predicted model, not a curated record.